CACCAACCCACCACUUCUUCCACUCUUUCAAGAGUCAUUUCAAGUCAUGUCUUCUUCCAUCGGUCUCUUUCCAACAUGACCUCCAUCCACAACAUCUUCUUUGGUCAUCAACAUCAUCCACCUUCACUUAAGCUUCAUGCUUAUGUCAACAUCCAACCUUCACUUGACCAACAUGGAACCAACCAAGCUUGACUUCAACCACCAUCAAUGCUUGAUCAGCCUUUCAGCUUCAGUCAUUUGUCGACCUCAAUGAACAUCAUCAUGAUGUAUCAUCACCUUCACUUCAUGUGAUCAUCCACUACCAACCAUACCAUCUACCACCACAACCAACCUCGAUCAUGCUUGAACUUCAACAUGAAUCAUCAUCGACAUGACUUCAUAAGCUUGGCUUCUUCACCUCAUUCACACCAUCGCUCUCAACUUCAAGAUGUUCAUUUUUUCAGCGUUCUUGCUUCUUGCUUUUUUGUUUUCUUUUUUGUUCUUCUGUUCUGCUUCACUCAACCUAGAUGCUUGCCUGCCUCCUCGACUUCAAAAACACUCAACUUUCCGAUUCGACAUUUCCCGAUUUGCCGUUUUCCGAUCUGCCAAUUUUCGACUCGACUCCUUGUUGAAGCCAAUGUUCACUGCACCUCUUUCAGCGGCUUGCACUCUUCGUGACUGCUUGCUCAGGUCAAGAAUAGAGACAGUGUCAUUGGCUUGGACUUCACAUGAAUAUGGUCAUAUGUUCUGUGAUUUCCGGAUUGAACAGUUGACUGUGUGGAAUUUGAGCAGCAUAUUACACUCUGUGUUUUGUGUCUGUGGCCUAUCAACUGUUCAUAGCUGCCUCUUGCAUCUCUGUUUCAGUUUGAGCUUGAGCUAGCCUCGUUCAAAUCGUUACAUCUGUUACGCAGAUUGUUGAAUUGUGGACUCUCUAGCCGGUGACUGGGUUUCGAUUACCUAUAUGCUCGGUAUCUAUCGUGGUUGCCUGCUUAGGCCUUCAACAUAUGGGUAUCAUCAGGGUUGCCUGCUUAGGCCUUCGACAUGGUUAUUAUCAAUGGUGCCUGCUUAGGCUUUCGACAUCCAACAUCCAAUCAACCAACCAACCAAACAUCAACCACUACUCUUUCUCACUCAACUUUACAACAUCCAAUCCUCAACUUUCAACAUCCACUUUCAACAUCCAACUUUCAACUUCAACUUUCAACAUCCAACAUCAACAUCCAACAUCCAACAUCUAACAUCCAACAUCAACACAACAUCCCAGGCAAGCAUCAAGGUUUGAGUCAAGUAUUACAGCGAACAUUUUCAUCUUCAGAUAGCAAUCAAAACAAUAAACACCCUCUCAC
This is a messenger RNA of Aaosphaeria arxii CBS 175.79, 1325 nucleotides long. RefSeq lists its product as uncharacterized. The record is from RefSeq and is a predicted model, not a curated record. The transcript is spliced from 3 exons. Lineage: Eukaryota; Fungi; Ascomycota; Dothideomycetes; Pleosporales. Bases 428 to 859 code for a protein of 143 amino acids.